Molecule: messenger RNA, 1817 nt
Organism: Cyprinus carpio (common carp)
Lineage: Eukaryota; Metazoa; Chordata; Actinopteri; Cypriniformes; Cyprinidae
Product: 6-phosphofructo-2-kinase/fructose-2,6-bisphosphatase 4-like
Biological process (GO): fructose 2,6-bisphosphate metabolic process; fructose metabolic process
Cellular component (GO): cytosol
Molecular function (GO): ATP binding; 6-phosphofructo-2-kinase activity; fructose-2,6-bisphosphate 2-phosphatase activity
Source: RefSeq, a predicted model, not a curated record
AUAUCGCUCAGCCGAUAUGACAUACAUCCCACCGCCAGCAGCUCAGUCCUCUCACCGUCCAGUAUCAGAGAACAGGCGAUCAUCUGUGAAGAACCGGGUCAUGUUAAUACAGACAGGAUAAGUUCCACAGAAGAUGUUAUAAUGGCGAUUCCCAGAGAGCUCACACAAAACCCACUGCGAAAAAUAUGGAUGCCAUGCAAGAACGGGCUACCGGAAAAACACAUUUCUCAGAAAAGAGUUUGCAUGACCAACUGUCCCACUCUCAUUGUGACUGUUGGCCUGCCAGCGAGAGGCAAAACCUACAUUUCUAAAAAACUCACACGCUACCUCAACUGGAUUGGUGUACCAACAAAAGAAUUCAAUGUGGGACAGUAUCGGAGAGAAUGUUUGAAAAUCUACAAGAGCUUUGAAUUCUUUCGCCCUGAUAAUGAGGAAGGGCUGAAGAUAAGAAAGCAUUGUGCUUUGGCAGCACUCAAUGAUGUCAGACAGUACCUCAGUGUUGAGGGCGGCCAGGUUGCUGUGUUUGAUGCCACAAACACAACCAGAGAACGGAGGGCCACCAUCACGAGAUUUGCAGAACAAAAUGGCUAUAAGGUGUUUUUUGUGGAGUCGGUGUGUGAAGACCCCAACAUUAUUACAGAAAACAUUGUGCAGGUGAAGCUAGACAGUCCGGACUACACUGACUGCAACACUGAAGAAGCCAUCCAGGACUUUAUGAAGAGGAUCAAAUGCUAUGAGAAGAGCUACCAGCCACUGGAUGAAAACCUAGACAGAGAGUUGUCAUACAUUAAAAUCAUGGAUGUGGGUCAGCGGUAUCUGGUGAACCGUGUACUCGACCACAUCCAGAGCAGAAUCGUUUAUUAUCUGAUGAACAUCCACAUCACACCACGCUCCAUCUACCUCUGUCGACAUGGAGAGAGUGAGCUUAACGUCAGAGGUCGCAUCGGAGGGGAUUCGGGCCUGUCGCCCCGCGGUAAAGAGUUCGCUCAGUGUCUAGGGAGGUUUAUACAGGAUCAGAAUAUAAAGGAUCUCAAGGUGUGGACGAGUCAGAUGAAGCGGACUAUUCAGACCGCUGAGGCGCUGGGUGUACCGUACGAACAAUGGAAAGCCCUCAAUGAGAUUGAUGCUGGUGUUUGUGAGGAGAUGAUGUAUGAAGAGAUCCAGGAACAUUAUCCUCUGGAGUUCGCCCUCAGAGACCAGGACAAAUAUCGCUACCGUUACCCUAAAGGAGAGUCUUAUGAGGAUCUUGUCCAGCGAUUGGAGCCAGUCAUUAUGGAGCUUGAACGGCAGGAGAAUGUGUUGGUUAUUUGUCACCAGGCUGUUAUGCGCUGUCUGCUUGCUUACUUCCUGGACAAGAGUGCAGAAGAGCUGCCGUACCUGAAAUGCCCCCUACACACAGUCCUGAAGCUGACUCCUGUGGCCUAUGGCUGCAAAGUGGAGUCGAUCUAUCUGAAUGUGGAGGCGGUGAACACUCACAGAGACAAACCUGAGAAUGUGGACAUUUCCCGUCUGCCAGAGGAGGCUCUUUUCACUGUUCCAGCCCACUACUGACCGAUGACAUCACAUCCUGUACAUCAGCAACACUCCAUCAGGCUGCUCCAUCCUUUUUAUGUGACUCCUCUCGUUGGUUUCUGAGUGUUUAGAAACGCUGGGCAGAAAGUCAGUUAUGAGUCCUGAAGAUGAGCAACUUUAAGCCUCAUAUUUGUAUUAUCCUGUCUUCUCAAUUGCCACAUAGGUGACUGGAAUCCAGUUAUUGAUUAAUAACCCUAGUGUUGGGGUGCGAGUGUGUAUGUGUGCGCGUUUGCGCGUGUAGUUCU